This is a messenger RNA of Ctenocephalides felis (cat flea), 870 nucleotides long. RefSeq names its product G1/S-specific cyclin-D1-like. Gene Ontology annotation, cellular component: cytoplasm; cyclin-dependent protein kinase holoenzyme complex; nucleus. The record is from RefSeq and is a predicted model, not a curated record. The transcript has a single exon. Bases 1 to 870 code for a protein of 289 amino acids. Lineage: Eukaryota; Metazoa; Arthropoda; Insecta; Siphonaptera; Pulicidae. Gene Ontology annotation, molecular function: cyclin-dependent protein serine/threonine kinase regulator activity. Gene Ontology annotation, biological process: positive regulation of G1/S transition of mitotic cell cycle; mitotic cell cycle phase transition; regulation of cyclin-dependent protein serine/threonine kinase activity.
AUGAAUGUCAAUCUUUUGUGCCCCGAAGCCCCAUUUGGCGAACGGGUGGAUUGCAAUUUUGCUGAAGUUGACGAGAAUUUGACAAAAGACGCCAGAGUCAUGGAUAACAUGCUGAUGUUGGAAGGCAGCACCAUCCCCCGCAUGAAUUACUUUGCCAAUUUCCAGGGGGAUCUGCUGCCUUUCAUGAGGAAAGUUGUCACCACAUGGAUGUUGGAGGUGUGUGAAGAGCAACACUGCGAAGAACAAGUGUUUCCUCUAGCUGUUAAUUUCAUGGAUCGUUUUUUGUGCGUAUGCGAGAUUCCUCGUCAACAACUUCAACUUGUGGGUGCAACAGCUUUACUGGUUUCCACCAAGAUUCGUCAAUGCCACAAUUUGACCAUCCAUCUGCUUUGCGCUUAUACUGAUCAUAGUGUCGCCCCUGAAGAAAUUAGGACCAUGGAAAUGUUAAUUCUAACCAAGCUGAACUGGAACUCGAAUACGAUUACUGGCUUCGACUUUGUUGAUCACCUAAUCGAGCGAAUGCCAUGGGGACAUGAAAGCCGCCUUACCAAACGUCAUGCUCACACCUUGGUGUCUGUCUGCUGUACUGAACCUGAAUUUAUGCAGACCGCUCCUUCGCUCCUUGCCACCGCUUGCGUUUGCGCCGCCGUUCGAGGCCUGAACCUUCCAUCAUCGCAAUGCGCCCUUGCGGAUCUUUGCGCCGUUUCUCGUGCCGACAUAACUCUCGCCGAAUUAAUGGUUUGUCACAUCGAGCGAGUUAUUGCCAACGAAACUGCGUCAUUGCAAACGCCUUCGGGAACUCCACCAGCGUCUAAUCCAAACUCUCCAUAUCAGAGCCCCGAAGCCUCAGUAUCUCUAAAUAUUAUAUAA